AUGGGUAAACGUGUUGUUGUUGAAUCUCAAGAGCACCACCAUCAAAAUCAUGUUACACCAGUUACAACCGGAGCACGUAGUAUACGUAAACGUAAAUGUAAUUCAAAUGGCAAUGCUGGAGUUGUUGCCAUCGCCACCACCACAACUUGUAAUGAUAAGAUCAUCAAUAGCAGCAACAAAGCUCAACGUAUAAGCUCUUCAUCAGGCCAUGAAUGGCAUGAAAACGAUGACGAGGAUUCAUCAUCAAAUGAUGGUCCAUCGGAGUUAGCACAAACACCGCGUAAUAUCUCAAGUAAACAGGCCAAUAAUUCCUCGAUACUCCUAAAUAAUUCCCUUAAUAUAAGUAUUGCUCAUGAACCGAAUGCAUCACUGACGGAAUCUCCAAAACCGGUAUAUACCUUGAGGCCAUCGGUUGUAAAUGGCACCGUAUUAUAUGAUUUAAAUGAGAAACCAUGGCGUUUGGGUCGUCCUAUUGGCAAAGGCAAUUUUGGUGAAAUAUUUUUAGCAUCUGAUAACAUCAGUAUUCCGGUCACAAAUGAGAAUGCAAAAUUUGUUGUUAAAAUUGAGCCACACUCCAAUGGGCCUUUAUUUGUGGAAAUCCAUUGUCUGAUGAACACUGCCAAAAAGGAGAAAUCAAAUCCCAUUAUGUCAGAACCUCCUUCCGGUAUACCCGACUAUAUAGCAUCUGGUUCGCAUUUUUUCGGUAAUGCACGAUAUCGUUUUUUGGUUUUGCCACGUUUUGAUCGCGAUUUACAUUCGCUAAUUAAAAAGUGUCGUGUCCAUCAGAAAUCUGUGUUGACGCUGGCGAUACACAUAAUAAACGUCUUAGAAAAUUUGCAUGACAAGGGAUACUGCCACAAUGAUGUCAAGGCCCAAAAUCUGAUGAUAUCGAAAUGCAAAUAUUUGGCCCAAUCCUCCAGAAAGGCUGGCGUCGUGGCUGAGGCUUCAGGUUAUAGCACCACCACCGCCCCAACAAAUCAAAACAAUGGUGGUAGUAAACACAUGAAAUCUUCAUCGAAAUACGACGAUGAUCAUUACGAGGAGAAACAACAAACAACGGAUAGUGGUAAUAGUUCCGAACAAGAGGCCAACGAUGACGACGAUGAGGAUUUUGUUGUUAAACGUAAAGUUUAUAAUAAAGUAAUUGAUGGAAAUUACAAUGACGAUGAUGAUUAUGAGGAGGAGGACGACGACGAGGACGAAGACGAUGAUGAAGAUUUUGACGAUGGAGCCACCACCAACAGUACCAACAGCAAUAGCUUGGAUAACUAUCGCACUCCCGUCAAUAAGAAACGUGUGCAAAAACGUAAACCACCCUCACGCAAUGUUGUACAAUAUAGUGGCUCAAAUCCGGUGCGAUCAUGUCGCCGGGAAAAAAGUAAUCCCAUGUACGAUGAGAUGGUUUCCACACAUUAUCUGCGUCCUACAAAGCGUGUUAGCUAUUUGGAAUUUUUCAAUGAAGACAAUGCAAGCAGUACCAACAGUUUAGGUGAUGACAUUCAUAGCAUAUCAUCUGAUGAUGAAUCCGAAGAAUUCGUACCCCCAGGUAGUGUUAAAAAAUCCAUAGAUCGUAAUAGUACACGUCGCCUUACUCGAAGGCAGGAACAGGCCAACAAUAAAAAAAUUGCAGCCAUCAAAGCUAAGAAACACCACCACCACCAACAACAACAAGAACAGGAUAAAAAUAAGCCGAUUAAAACAGAAGCGCUGGAUACCGCCGAAGAGCCACAACGACGAGUUUUAGUUGAGGAGGAGCGUAUUUUCCUCAUCGACUAUGGCCUGGCCUCCAAGUUCAUGGACAAUGGUAUACAUCGUCCAUUUGUCAUGGACCAACGUAGAGCCCAUGACGGUACAUUAGAGUUUACAUCCCGCGAUGCUCAUAUGGGUGCCCAUUCCAGGCGCAGUGAUAUGGAAUGUUUGGGCUACAACCUGCUAUACUGGUCACAAGGCUACUUGCCGUGGAAAGAGGCGGCCACAAAUCAACAGCAAGAGAAAGUACAUCGGGCCAAGGAGUACCUAAUGACCGAUGUACGCGAAAUGUUGAGGCAAAUAUAUGGCAAACAGGUGCCCAAAUAUCUGGGCGAAUAUUUACAUUUAGUGGGCCAGCUUAAUUAUCACGAACGUCCCGAUUACAGUCGCUACAGGCGUCUUUUCGAACGGGAAUACGAACAGCUGGGCUAUUCUCUGGCCGAGAUGCAACUACAAAUGUCGGAAAUUCAACGUACCUGUGUACGCGUCAAAGAAGAAAUUGAAAACAAAAAUGACUUCUUUGACAUGAAUCGAGCAAAUGGGGGGGUAUUCAAUUUGGCCUAUAGUGUUAUGCAUUCAGCGGUUGGAGGUACACCCUUCCAUGAACGUACCCUCUCAAAUCGUGUUUCACCCAAAAACUUACGUUCCAAAUCUGAUAAAAAGGAGGCACCGAAUAAGAAAAAGUUCUCAUGGACCGAGAUACUGUCACAGGAUCCUGAUCUAAUAGCCCGUGAAAGGGCGGAACGUGAAUUCGAUCGUGAAGAGGAACUAAGUGAUGUUCAACAGGAUGUGAUAAGGCGUUAUGAAGGCAAGCCAACCUAUGCCAUACGUCAGGUUCUAAACAGAAUGGGUUGUGCCGUUGAUGAGUAUGAAAAGCAAAGGGAUGAAGAGCUGAUGGCGAGGCAUAAAAAGAAGGGUAAACAAAACAAGGAUGAGCAACAAAACGACAUUGAAAUGGAUGAAUGUGAUGGCGCUGAAAAUUGUGAACCCAUGGAUGUUGAUGAUGAAAGUGAAGAGGGCGAAACAGAUGCUACGGAAAAUUCAGAACAGCUACAAUCAACGAAUUCGCGGCGCCAGAAAGCCAGCGGCCGAGUACGCAGCAACACCACCAGUACUAAAAGAACAAAGGCAUCCCGAAAAUUAAUACUGAAAACGCCAAAUAGUUUGCAAUCGUCGGAAACGGCCUCAGACGCAACAAAAACGGGGAAAAGAACAACGCGUAAAAAAUAUGCCAGCAGCAGCAAGGUGAAAUUAAUGUCUCCAACAAAUUCUACACCCGUAUCAUCAAUAGCAGCCACAACGGAGACGACUACUUCAAAGACGUCCACCAAGUCAGCGGCAAAGUCAACAACUAAACGUGGCAGUGCCAUGACCAAAAGCAGUCGCAAAACUGCUCCAGCAGCUGCUUCUGCCGCUGGUGAGGUAGAACAACACGAACAAUCUUCGAAUACAAAGCGGGAACGUCGCACCAGGCGGUGUCUACUCAAGACUGAUCAAGAUGGUCUAUUAGAUGAUGAUUCGAAUUCCAAUUACACACCGGAGGGUUAUAUGUGGAAGGGGGGUGGUGGCAAUCACACAGAAAGUGUUUACACACGUAAUUGUCGAAAAUGA
Messenger RNA from Musca vetustissima, 3360 nucleotides. RefSeq lists its product as uncharacterized. The transcript has 4 exons. Gene Ontology annotation, molecular function: ATP binding; protein serine/threonine kinase activity. The record is from RefSeq and is a predicted model, not a curated record. Bases 1 to 3360 code for a protein of 1119 amino acids. Gene Ontology annotation, cellular component: cytoplasm; nucleus. Lineage: Eukaryota; Metazoa; Arthropoda; Insecta; Diptera; Muscidae. Gene Ontology annotation, biological process: signal transduction; peptidyl-serine phosphorylation.